AUGCCUGAUUUAAUUGAGCUUCAAAGGAAAUAUCUCCUAGAAACUCUUGAGAGUAUUCAAACCCCACAUAAUAUCAAAUUUUUGGUUAUUGAUGAAUAUACUGGUACUUUGUUCGAAUCUCUAUUUGUUUCUGCAAAUGAUCUACUUAACUACGUGACGAGUAUCGAGAAAAUUGAUGCUCGAGGAAGGAAAGGUCAAUCUAGUGUUGAGGUCAUCUACAUGCUACAACCGACUAAGUAUAAUAUCAAUUGUAUAUCAGCAGAUUUCUACAAUAGAGAUAGAAAAUACUCGAAGGCCCAUAUUCGCUUCUUACCUGGUAUGGAAAAUCACAUAGCGAACUUCCUAAGGGAUAAAAAGACUCUACAACCUUUCAUUGCUUCUAUGAAUGAAAUAAAAUUGGCUUUUGCCCCAAAGGAAACUCAAUUUUUCCAAACAUUGGACAUUGAUAAGCCCUUUCAAAUCUUUUAUAACAAAAGUUGUGUAGAAUUGAUCGAAAAGAAUAUUAAUAAAACUAUCGAGUCAUUAAUCAACAUAUGUAUUGUUACAGGUGAGUACCCUAUUAUACGAUAUGCUAAGGCUCUACCCCAUGAAGUUAAAUUAUCUCCAGCGACCAGGUUAGCAGAAAAGUUAGCAGUUCAAUUCCAAGAAGCCUUAGACUCAUACGUACGUGAUCACCAGGAUUUCCCUCCGCCAUCUUCAAGACCAAGAGCCAUAUUUAUAAUCACCGAAAGAUCUUUGGAUCAAUUUGCACCCAUAUUACAUGAUUUCAAUUACCAAGCUAUGGCAUACGAUUUGGUGCCUGACAUUGAUAGGGAUGAUGUGUAUCAUUAUAAAGCUGAGAAUGAAGCUGGUGACUUGGAAGAAAAAUCUUCCAAGUUGGCUGAUUUAAUAGACCCAGAUUGGGUUGAUCUAAAACAUCUUCAUAUUAUAGAUGCUAACGAACAAUUGAGUGGAAAAAUAAAAGAAUUAAUAGCGAAGAAUCCAUUAUUAGUAGAUAGAUCUAAAGUGAAAAAUACCACUGAUUUGUUAAGUGUGGUUGCUCAUUUAAAGGACUUUGACGAAGACAGAAGGAGGAUAAUGCUUCAUAAGAUAUUAAUAGAGUCAUGUUUGAAAAUCAACCAAGAAAGACAAUUAACUACUAUUGCUGAGGUCGAACAGAAUCUUGCUGGAUUCGGGUUGAACAUCGAUGGCGAAAAAUGUAAACAUAUAAUAGACACAGUCCUAACAACCCUUUUGACCAAGGAAUGUAACAUUACAGACAAAAUUCGUUUGCUGAUAGCAUAUGCACUAUUUAGAGGUGGCCUGAUAGAAUCGGAUUUCUUGAAACUUCUAAGUUUCAUUGGAGUGAGAGAGGAUCAUGAAUUUUUCCCCCAUUUCAUAUUGUUAUUCAAGAAUUUUGAUAACUUAGGAUUUAAAUUAAUCAAGGAAAAUGCGCGCGAUAAACCAUUCCAUAAAGCAUGGUUUCAUGACACAAUUGUAAAGGAUCCAAAUAUUUACGUUACAUCAAGAUAUGUACCAGCUGUCGGUAAUAUUCUUUCUAAAGUUAUUGCGAACCCUCUGUUAUUAAGCGAAGAAGAGUUCCCUUACGUUAAGGAUAAACCUAUUGAUUUAUUAGAUGAUGAUGAAAGAGAAGCUGUCGGAGCUGCAGCUACUGCACAAUCUUCUUCAUCAUUGAGAAACUCAAGACACAAGGCAGCAUGGUCGAGAAAUGGUAACUCGCUAAAGAAUGAAGGUCCAAGACAAAGAUUCUUUUAUUACGUUCUAGGUGGUAUAACAUACUCUGAAAUUAGAGCUGCUUAUGACCAAUCUAAUUUAAAGAACAAAGAUGUUUUUAUUGGCAGUGAUGGUGUUUUGAAACCAGUCUCAUUCCUGAGGAGUGUUGAGAACUUAACUCAACCAAGAGAAGUCUUGAAUUUAAAUGAUGACAGAAAAGUUAAAGAUGAUAUUCCAAGUUUCUUAAUGGGUAGCAACAUGAACGCACCCGUUUCUCAUGUGCAUAGUGCAGCACAGUACGAAGUGAAGAAGAACAUAAUUCCAAUAGUUCAAUCACCACCAAUGGAAGAAAGUACGGAGAAACACAAGAAACGUAGUAAAUUUAAAAAAUUCUUAAAAAAGAUGGAGAAGUAG
Molecule: messenger RNA, 2127 nt
Organism: Maudiozyma barnettii
Lineage: Eukaryota; Fungi; Ascomycota; Saccharomycetes; Saccharomycetales; Saccharomycetaceae
Gene: SEC1
Product: Sec1p
Exons: 1
Coding region: 1-2127 (708 amino acids)
Biological process (GO): intracellular protein transport; vesicle-mediated transport
Cellular component (GO): secretory granule; plasma membrane
Molecular function (GO): syntaxin binding
Source: RefSeq, a predicted model, not a curated record